CCGAUCAACGAAACCGGGAGCCGUUUCGUCGCAGCAACGAGCUCGGUGUAACCAUCAAGAUUACCGGCCGCGGCGGUUGCGCCAAGUACUGUGGUACAGCUCCAUCACCCGGCAACAUUUCAUUCUCCAGUUUUCGUCAGUCCUUCACCUCGAAUGUCAACUACCUGAAACGGAGCUUGUCUUCCAGGUUCUCGUCAGGGGACCUAAGCUCGGAGCUCGAUGAUGAGCCCAACGCGGAUCCUGGGAUGGCCACCGUGGGCCGGCAGGAUUCGUCUCAGCCGUAUCAAGCAGUGCCGGAUCGACCCCUGCAAUCCCAACCGGGCCCGAUAUCGCUGCCAACCCACCCGCCGAUCCCGGGUGUUCCACCCCAGGGACCGCCGCAGCCCAUCGCCGGCGGCGAUCUCAGUCUCAACCUGAGACCUGGCUCGCGGACCACUAGCGCACCAUCCUCGCCGGCGAAGACACGGGAGAGUUUGCUUCAACGGGUACAGAGCUUAACCGGUGCCGCUCGCGACCAGGGUGCUUCUAUUUUGGGAGCGGCGGUAUCUGGCGCGACCAGAGGCUCGUCAUACAGCAAGGACCGAUGCUUUACUUUGCUGGUGAUCGAUGACCAGAAUACCGACUGGAGCAAAUACUUCCGGGGACGCAGAUUGCAUGGUGAUUAUGAAAUUCGUGUGGAGCAGGCGGAAUUUCGAGAACUGUCCCUGACGGCAAGCGAGGCGGGCACCGUAGUGUCCAUGGCUGUCUAUCGUAACGGGACCAAAGUUAUUCGAUCGUUCAAACCUGAUUUCGUAUUGAUACGUCAAAAUCUACGAGAUGCUGGAGAAGAUUAUAAGAAUCUUCUUCUUGGUCUGAUGUAUGGCGGUGUACCUAGCGUUAAUAAUCUCACAGCAAUUUACAACUUUCAGGACAAACCUUGGGUAUUUGCUCACCUGCUGGGACUACAGCGCCGUUUAGGUAAAGACAACUUCCCCCUGAUUGAACAGAGUUAUUAUCCCAAUCAUCGCGAAAUGGUGAGCGCAUCUCGAUAUCCCGUCGUAGUGAAAUUGGGCCACGCCCACGGCGGAACCGGCAAGGCCCGUGCGGAAACAAAUCAGGAAUUUCUAGAUCUUGCUUCGUUGGCAGCUAUGGCGAACGCUUAUUGCACGGCGGAACCCUACAUCGACACCAAGUACGACGUGCACGUACAGAAAAUUGGGAACAAUUACAAAGCUUUCAUGCGGAAAAGCAUAAGCGGCAACUGGAAAUCGAACACCGGAUCGGCUAUGCUAGAACAACUUUCCGUAAGUGAACGACAUCGCACAUGGGUCGAUCACGUGGCACAAUUAUUCGGAGGAUUAGAUAUCUGCGCGAUUGAACUGCUGGUGGGCAAAGAUGGUCGGGAACACAUUAUCGAGGUCAACGACAGCGCAUUAUCCUUAAUGGGUGACUCUCAGGAGGAGGAUCGACGUCACAUCGCUGAAUUGGUCACCGCAAAGAUGCAGGUUUACUGUCGACCUCCGAGCGUGUUGACGAAAACGGCCUCGCGGGGUUCGAUGUCAGGUUCUAGCCAGGUGGGUAGUCCGGUAGAAGAUCGAACUGCACCUCCGACCGCACCCUUGGGAUCCCACGGAAGUAUGGGCUCUAUGGCUAGUAUAGGAAGUUUAGGUUCCGUGGGUUCUACUGCACCGAUGACUGGCGACGUCACUGCCUCGGACAGUCAUCAUCAGUUGCAGCGGCGUGAUUCUCAAGCUUCUCAAUCAAGCACGGUAAGCAGCGCGCCUUCCGUCGGCCGACGUACCGAAGAACCAUCAGCAUCUAGAGUGCCGUUUCAUCGACAAGGUAGUCAGUCGCAGGCUCCGAGUGAAGACACCGAAGACACAAUGAAGAAUCUGCGAAAGACUUUUGCCGGUAUAUUUGGCGACAUGUAGACCACAAGAUAUGGCCGACGCAGCGAGAGUGUAGACGUCGGGCACUCUCGCGAUGAGGUAGCUAACGAUAAUAGGUCGGCAACAAUAACACGAACUCAUGAAAUUCUCCGGCGAUCCCUAAGCAUGUUCCACGAAUGAAGCGGCAUUACACUCGACGCGCCGAUCGUGCGAAAGUUGACGCGGAGCAUGUAAAUAUCUAUAUAUUUGCAGAUUGUCGUAGGAAAUUCGCGAAACUGCAUGCCACGCGAAGUGCACUAAUCAUUUAAAUUUAAUCGAAAGUUAUCGGAAAAUAAAAGCAUUUCGCCUAUUAAUUAAAGCGCUAAAAGUACAAGUAGAUCGAAUCACAUGGUUUAAGAUCGAAAAAGCAAUUUUCUGGUUAUUUGCUUUAAAUUUCCUUGAAACUUUGACUUGAAUUUGAUUUACUUGCACUUUUAGUGCUUUAAUUAAUAAACGCCAAUCAAACCAAGCAAGGAACAAGUUGAUAAUGAUUAUUACGUGUUUUAGGGAAUAAAAUUAAAAGAUAUAUAAAGAUUUUCCCUUUCAACAAUUUAAUAAGCUAACGCGCUGUAGUGAGAUAGGUUCUGUAUAGCAAAAAAAAAAUCAUGAUCAUGUCUAGAUGACGAUUAGAAAGUAUAAAGUAGGUUCUAUAUAAUCCAUAUACACUGACGAAUUUAAAGCUAGUCAAGUUCAAUCGAAGAAAAUGACACCUCAUUUAAUAUCAGUUUAAUGUCAGUCGAAUUACUACCGCGAUAUCUAGCAAAACUGUUUACAUCAACAAUAAGCGCGCUUACUCACUAUAAAAGCAGGAAUCGCUCCGUAGGCCCCUGGCAUCUCC
Acromyrmex echinatior (Panamanian leafcutter ant) is the source of this 2745-nucleotide messenger RNA. It is a transcript of the gene Syn, whose product is annotated as synapsin. Gene Ontology annotation, cellular component: synaptic vesicle membrane; synaptic vesicle. Gene Ontology annotation, biological process: neurotransmitter secretion. The record is from RefSeq and is a predicted model, not a curated record. NCBI's taxonomy places the organism in Eukaryota, Metazoa, Arthropoda, Insecta, Hymenoptera, Formicidae. Gene Ontology annotation, molecular function: ATP binding; metal ion binding.